Molecule: messenger RNA, 276 nt
Organism: Phycomyces blakesleeanus NRRL 1555(-)
Lineage: Eukaryota; Fungi; Mucoromycota; Mucoromycetes; Mucorales; Phycomycetaceae
Exons: 2
Coding region: 1-276 (91 amino acids)
Source: RefSeq, a predicted model, not a curated record
AUGCAGAGGGACAAAUUUACUUCUAAUGAUCCUGCCCUUGUCAGUGCCAACGAGGCAAAGCCAAGGUGGGAAACAGAUGUCUUCUUUAAUAGAAGCUCUAACAAGACGAUCGUUGCCAAUCUUCUUGGUUACCUGCCCCCAAAGUUUGUUGGGCAGAGUAUAAAAACAAGCGAAUUCCGUACUAUGGUGCACACAAACUUCUGGAGCACAACUCGUAAGGACAGAGAAGAUCCUGUGGUGAUCCAGAUACUCGGAUCUAUCAUCUUGUCAGUAUAA